Messenger RNA from Asterias rubens (European starfish), 1106 nucleotides. Its product is annotated as 60S ribosomal protein L10a-like. Gene Ontology annotation, molecular function: RNA binding; structural constituent of ribosome. NCBI's taxonomy places the organism in Eukaryota, Metazoa, Echinodermata, Asteroidea, Forcipulatida, Asteriidae. The record is from RefSeq and is a predicted model, not a curated record. Gene Ontology annotation, cellular component: large ribosomal subunit. The coding region runs from base 48 to 698 and encodes 216 amino acids. Gene Ontology annotation, biological process: translation. The transcript is spliced from 5 exons.
AGAGCCUUUCGUACUCGGUCUUUUGCGCAAGAUCUUAAUCAUCCAUCAUGAGUAAAGUGACACGCGAGGCCCUUUACGAGGCUGUUGACAAAGUCGUCAAAGGGAGCAAGGCCAGCAAGAGAGGUUUCCUCGAGACCGUUGAGCUGCAGAUCAACCUGAAGAACUACGAUCCACAGAAGGACAAGCGUUUCUCCGGCACUGUCAAGUUGAGGUCCAUCCCUCGUCCCAAGUACAAAGUAUGCGUCUUGGGAGAUCAGCAGCAUUGUGAUGAAGCCAAGGCCAACAACAUUCCUUGCAUGGACACAGAGGCUCUGAAGAAACUGAACAAGAACAAGAAGCUCGUCAAGAAACUAGCCAAGAAGUAUGACGCUUUUCUGGCCUCCGAGGCACUCAUCAAGCAGAUCCCUCGUCUUCUUGGUCCUGGGCUCAACAAGGCCGGCAAAUUCCCCACGCUGGUCACCCACUCUGACCAACUGGUCACCAAGGUGGAGGAAGUAAAGGCAACCAUCAAGUUCCAGAUGAAGAAGGUCUUGUGCCUUGCCGUUGCCAUCGGUAAUGUCUCCAUGUCCGAUGACGACCUGGUCAGCAACAUCGCUCUGGGUAUCAACUUCCUUGUGUCUCUCCUGAAGAAGAACUGGCAGAAUGUACGCUCUCUUUACAUCAAGAGCACCAUGGGAAGGCCACAACAGGUGUAUUAACCUGCUUCUUGAGGAUCCAUCCAUUCAAUGGACACUUUCUCAUUCAGAUGCCCUCCAAACUAUUCCAAAAAUCAUGUUAAUAUCAGGAAGAGGCGUUAACCUGACCACUCUUAGGGAUAUUUUGUAAAGAAUCAAGAACAUUGUUUUUGGUAAUGAUGGGAUUACACUUAUAGUACCUGAUUUGUUUUAUUAGGCCUGGUGAAAAUACAAGUCCAUCAAUAAAUUCAUAUGAAUAUUUUUACAAGGACUAUCUCAUUGUCUCAAAAUAAAACGUUCCAUUACGCAGUUUUUGGCCCAACUAUCCAAGACUACAAAUUAAUAUUUCAGUGGAAUUCUGGAUACUUCAGUGUAUUAUCAAGUGAUGUUGAACCAAAGCAGGGUGAAUAAAUGAAAGUGAAGAAAACGCAA